Ostreobium quekettii is the source of this 972-nucleotide messenger RNA. NCBI's taxonomy places the organism in Eukaryota, Viridiplantae, Chlorophyta, Ulvophyceae, Bryopsidales, Ostreobiaceae. The record is from the annotation of a GenBank genome assembly.
AUGAGGGGCGUGGCGCUGCAGUCCGGCGCCGAGGCCGGCUCGCUGUCCAAGCGGCCGCGCCUGGCUCAGCCUGGACCGCUCCGCCGCGCGCAUCAGGUGCGGUGCGUCGCGCUGCCAACGCCCGUCGGCCACCGGCACGGCGGGGCGAAUGGGGCGGCCCCGGCGGGGAAGCCUGUGCUGGAGGUGCCCGGCUGGGAGAGCGCCCCGCGCGUGGAGGCGGAGCCCGCGCUGAGAGCUGGUCCUGUGGAGCUGCCGAGGCUGAAGGUGUUCUCAGGGACGGCGAACCAGGGGCUGGCCCAGGAGGUGGCGCACUAUUUGGGGCUGGAGUUGGGGACAAUCAAGAUAAAGAGGUUCGCGGAUGGGGAGAUCUACGUGCAGAUCAAGGAGUCAAUUCGGGGGUGUGAUGUAUUCCUCAUCCAACCCACAAGCCCCCCGGUCAAUGACAACCUUAUGGAGCUCCUGGUCAUGAUCGAUGCCUGCCGGCGAGCAUCGGCCCGCACAAUCACACCAGUCAUCCCUUACUACGGCUACGCUCGGGCAGAUAGGAAGACCCAAGGGAGGGAGUCCAUUGCUGCGAAGCUGACAGCCAACCUGCUGACAGAAGCUGGCGCAGAUCGUGUUCUGGCGAUGGACCUGCACUCAGGGCAGUGUGUCGGCUACUUUGACAUCCCAGUGGACCACGUGUAUGGCGAUGUUGUGCUGCUUGACUACCUCGCUUCCAAGCGAAUAGCCAAUGGGGAUCUGGUGGUGGUGUCCCCGGAUGUGGGGGGCGUUGCACGUGCCCGGGCAUUUGCCAAGAAGCUGAACGACGCCCCAUUGGCCAUUGUGGACAAGCGACGGUCGGCCCACAACAUUUCCAACGUCAUGAACCUCAUCGGUGAUGUCAAGGGCAAGGUGGCAGUGCUUGUUGACGACAUGAUAGACACAGCGGGCACUAUCAGCAAUGCUGCAAAGGCGCUCCAAGACCAUGGG